Molecule: messenger RNA, 3274 nt
Organism: Populus nigra (black poplar)
Lineage: Eukaryota; Viridiplantae; Streptophyta; Magnoliopsida; Malpighiales; Salicaceae
Exons: 20
Coding region: 395-3004 (869 amino acids)
Source: RefSeq, a predicted model, not a curated record
AAAACUUAAAAACAAAAGGAAACCAGAUAAAUCUAGACCGCGAACCGAAAAAGGAAGUUGUCUCUCUCCUCUCCUCUCCUCUCCUCUGUGUUUUUUUUCCUUCUUCUUUUUCUUUUGCCGCUCUCCACGUUCCCGCUGUAUUUUCGAUCAAAUUAAAAGUAAACUAAACCCUACGUAAAGUAAACCAAUCAUCUUCAAUUAAAAUUCCUGUCUGUUUGAUUGAUUGAUUCAUACCCCUAGCUUCCUUCCAGUUUAGAUCUGAAAUCCAGCAGCAAGCAACGCGUGUAUUUUCUUGAAUCUUGAAUCCAAUUUCAAGAUUCGAAUUGGAGGGCUUAUUCUUACAAUAGAGGCGAGGUGGUGAAUUCAAAUAAAUUGAAUUAGUUUUUUUCAUGCUAUGGUUUAUGUGGAUAUAUCAGCAGCAGCUGUAGCAGCAGAUGUGAGUAUGGUAGCUGCAAAAGGUGAUUUGAAGAGAGAGCGUAAUCCAUUUCUGGUGAAUGAGAAUGAGACCGGGGAAUUAUUUCCUAACAAGAAACAAGCCAAACAAGAAGAAGCUUCAAACGACGACACAAAAUCUGAAGUUUCGAAUCCUGUAAUAACACUAGUUUCUCCUAAAGGCAACGGAUCAUCAUCCCAUGAUAUCUCUGAAGAAUCGCCUACGAAUGCGUGCCCCUCUUCAGAGGACACUCUGACUGUGAGCCAGGAAGGAGGUGGUAGCAGCAGUGAAGAUGACACCUCCCAUCAAAGUCCUCGAAAUGAUACUUGUGAUUCUGUCUCUAUGUCUCCUGUUGUGUUGGAGAUUCCUGAGCAUGCUAGUACCACGGGAGUUAGGAAGAUUACUUUUAAGUUCAGCAAAAGAAAAGAGGAUUAUGAUACCAAAACUUCGUCGCCUCACCCUCUACAUGGUGGAAUUGAUCAAGGACUGCUGUAUCAUCGUAAUGGGGAUUAUUAUCCAAGGAACCACUCUGUUUGGGUUAAUUCCUGCACAGAAAUGCUUCAGACCAGAGAAAGAUAUAUGGAGUUGAACAUGUCUAAGAAGGUCGUUCCCAACAACUACCCUACGAAUGUCAAAAAGUUGUUAGCAACUGGUAUUCUCGAUAGGGCUCGAGUCAAGUAUAUUUGUUUUUCUUCAGAGCGAGAGCUUGAUGGAAUUAUAGACGGCGGUGGAUAUUUGUGUGGCUGUUCGUCAUGUAAUUUCUCCAAAGUCCUUAGUGCAUAUGAAUUUGAGCAGCAUGCUGGUGCUAAAACUAGACAUCCAAACAAUCACAUAUACUUGGAGAAUGGGAAACCAAUUUAUAGCAUUAUUCAAGAACUAAAAACGGCUCCACUCAGCAUGAUAGAUGGAGUCAUAAAAGACGUGGCUGGUUCAUCUAUCAAUGAGGAGUUCUUCCGGGUUUGGAAAGCUAGUCUUAAUCAAAGCAAUGCACUUGUUGGAGCAGAUAAAAAAUGUCACAGCGAACUGCCUUGUUUGCCUCAUUCUCAUGUAAGCUACGCUAGUCAGGCUUUGAAAGAAAGCUUUUGCCCAAUUUCAAGCUCCUUUUUGUAUAAUAACAACUUUGUCAGUCAGCAAACGUAUAUGGAGACUUCAGGCGUGAAUAAGCAAACAUCGAAGAGGCCUAGCUUUUACUUCCCUGGCUCUGCUACGAAGCAAAAGAAAACAGCCGAGAGUGGUGUCAGGAAGAGGGAUAAUGAUCUUCACAGGUUACUCUUUAUGCCGAAUGGUCUUCCAGAUGGGACCGAAUUGGCUUACUAUGUCAAAGGGCAGAAAAUACUAGGGGGUUACAAGCAGGGUAAUGGUAUUGUCUGUAGUUGUUGUGAAGUAGAGAUUAGCCCUUCACAGUUUGAGUCUCAUGCUGGAAUGUCUGCCAGGCGUCAACCCUACCGUCACAUUUAUACUUCUAAUGGACUGACCCUCCAUGAUAUAGCUAUUUCGUUGGCAAAUGGACAAAACAUUACCACAGGUAUUGGUGAUGAUAUGUGUGCAGAAUGUGGAGAUGGAGGGGAUCUAAUGUUUUGUCAGAGUUGCCCUCGUGCUUUUCAUGCAGCAUGUUUGGAUUUGCAUGAUACUCCUGAAGGCGCUUGGCAUUGUCCAAAUUGCAAUAAACUUGGCCACGGAGGCAAUUUUGCAAGACCUAUUGUCAUCCGGCUGACUCGAGUUGUUAAAACUCCAGAAUAUGAUGUUGGUGGUUGUGCUGUUUGCAGGGCCCAUGAUUUUAGUGGCGAUACAUUUGAUGACCGAACAGUUAUCCUUUGUGACCAAUGCGAAAAGGAAUUUCAUGUUGGUUGCUUGCGGGAAAGUGGACUAUGUGAUCUAAAAGAAAUCCCCAAAGAUAAUUGGUUCUGCUGUCAAGACUGCAAUAAUAUCUAUGUAGCUCUCCGGAAUUCUGUUUCUACUGGAGUGCAGACAAUUCCCGCUUCGCUGUUAAAUAUCAUAAAUAGAAAGCAUGUCGAGAAAGGGCUACUUGUUGAUGAAGCUGCAUAUGAUGUGCAGUGGCAAAUUCUGAUGGGAAAGAGUCGCAACCGAGAAGAUCUUUCAUUGCUUUCGGGGGCUGCUGCAAUUUUUCGAGAGUGUUUUGAUCCUAUUGUUGCAAAAACUGGCCGUGAUCUGAUUCCUGUUAUGGUCUAUGGGAGAAAUAUAUCUGGCCAGGAAUUUGGGGGCAUGUAUUGUGUGCUUUUGACUGUAAGGCAUGUUGUUGUGUCUGCUGGUCUUCUGAGGAUUUUCGGUAGGGAGGUUGCCGAGCUUCCUUUAGUGGCUACAAACAGAGAGCAUCAAGGGAAAGGUUAUUUCCAAGCAUUAUUCUCGUGCAUUGAGAGGUUAUUGUGCUCCCUGAAUGUGGAACAACUGGUGCUCCCAGCAGCUGAGGAAGCAGAAUCAAUCUGGACAAGAAGAUUUGGCUUCAGAAAGAUGAGUGAGGGACAAUUGUUGAAGUAUACAAGGGAGUUUCAGCUGACGAUUUUCAAGGGAACAUCUAUGCUCGAGAAGGAAGUCCCACGGAUAAUUGAUUAGCAGCUUUGGUGCCCCAAGAAACUUCAUCAAAUUUAUAGAACUCUAGGCUUACUCUUCCACAAGCAUUUCUCUUUUACAUGUAAUAUUGCUGCUAUUUUUGUUUUUUUGCCAGCAGCCUGCAAUUGUUUUCUCGUAGAAACUAGAAUUGAAGGUGAAGGAGGUGAAGAGAUGAGUGCGUGCUGACCUUUUAUCAUGCAUGCAUGCUGCAAGAAAUCCAUAAAAACUGUAGGGUUUUUUUUUUAUUAUUAUUAUUCUCUGUAAGAUUCAUCA